Molecule: messenger RNA, 947 nt
Organism: Aphis gossypii (cotton aphid)
Lineage: Eukaryota; Metazoa; Arthropoda; Insecta; Hemiptera; Aphididae
Gene: mRpL16
Product: 39S ribosomal protein L16, mitochondrial
Exons: 6
Coding region: 121-855 (244 amino acids)
Biological process (GO): mitochondrial translation
Cellular component (GO): mitochondrial large ribosomal subunit; ribosome
Molecular function (GO): rRNA binding; structural constituent of ribosome
Source: RefSeq, a predicted model, not a curated record
UCAGUAAAAUUAAAAAGACAUUAUCUUAUUCGGCCAAGAGUCACGAUAAUUAUUAAUUUUUAAUUUUGACUUACAAUUUCUAAACUUUUUCGAUUUUUUUAUGAUAUUCUAUUUCAGAAAAUGAUUUUUCAUAAAAUGUUAAAGUUUACGACAAACCAAUUGUCUUGUACUGCUCUACCACAAGUCAAUAAUGUUCGAGGCAUUAAGAAUUUUAAACCUCCAAUUCUAUAUGAUCAUAUUCAGAUUCCAGAAAGGCCUAAACUCCAUUAUAUUGACAGGGUACCAAAUUAUAGUAAUUCUCAAUUGAGACCUCCAAAAAUGCAUAAAAUGUUGGGUUUGAUGAGAGGACCUGAAACAGUUCACAACAAACUUAUACAUAAACAGUAUGGUAUACAGGCAACUGGUGGAGGCCGAAUGAGGUUUAUACACUUUGAAGUUAUUCGUAUGGGCUUACUUAGAAAAUUAGACUGGUCCAGGAUGUUUGCUAUUUGGAGAAUUGAUUCACCAUGGCAAGCUGUCACUAAAAAGGGCCAAGGGCAGAGAAUGGGUGGUGGCAAAGGUAGCAUAGAUCAUUAUGUAACUCCAAUCAGAACAGGCAGAAUUAUUAUUGAAAUCGCAGGUCAUUGUGAAUAUCUAGAGGUAAAAGAUAUUUUAAGUAAAAUAUCUGCUAAACUUCCAUUUAAAGCCAAAGCUGUUAGUCAAGAAAUUUUAGAGUUGGAUUCAGCCAAAGAACAAUGGCAAAUUGAAAAUAAUCAGAAUAAAUAUACAUUGGAGUAUUUAAUUAAAAACAACAUGGAUGAUUUACAGCGAAAAGUUAAAAAAAUUGAUCAUAGAUUUUUUGGAAAAUAUGUAUAAGAUAAAAUGUGUUAUAAUAAGUCUAGAUAGUUGAAACUUAAAUAUAUAAUUUUUUUUUUUUUUUUGUGAAAAUAAAAUAAUUUGUACUAAAA